CUGGACAAACAACACGCUCUGAAAAACUUCUGCAGUAAGAUAUCAAACAAUGAGAGUAACUUUGACGGUUUUUGUACUUCUCAUCCAAACAAUGCACUGUUUGGCCUCAGAUGAUUCAGAAUUUCAGCUUUCCAACAAGGCCACUGGUUUCUGUUUGGUUGCACCAUAUGGCGACUGUACGGAUGAGCCUUUGUGCUGGACAACUAAUGGUCGACUUCUGUCUUGGUACAAGAAAAAAUGUCUGGGGGCCCAGGGGGCGAAUGUGGGAAGUUCAAUAACUGAAUAUGACUGUGAUGAAAACAGUCCACUGCAACAAUGGGAAUGCAAGAAUGAAACAGUGCUCGCUCUUAAAGGUCACGAGCUUUACAUUGAGCUCACUGCAGAUAAUGCAGCAGUUCUCUCUAGCACUAUAGGACCUAAUACCCACCUCACCAUUCCAGGGACAUCCAUUGGCCCUUGCACAAAAAAGCCCAGAGAACUUUACACCAUUGGAGGAAAUUCAUUUGGAAGGCCCUGUAUGUUCCCUUUCUUCUACAACAACAGAUGGUACGCUGACUGCACUACUGAGGGUUCCUCAACAGGUAGACCCUGGUGUGCAGUUGAAACCAAAUUUGAUCAUGCACUCUGGGGCAACUGCCCAACAACAGCUAAAGAGGACUGGAUUAAACAUCCGACAACUGGAGCGCUCUAUCAGCUGAACACAGAGUCAGCUCUGACAUGGACCCAGGCUGAUGUCAGCUGUAAACAGCAGGGUGCCUCCCUACUCAGUAUCUCUGAUCCUCACGAGUACGCUUAUAUCACUGCGCAUUUAGGGUCAGGGUCACAGCGCAGUGGACAAGGAGAAAGGCUUUGGAUUGGACUAGUCCUGGAUCCAGAACAUGGUUGGCAGUGGUCUAAUGGGAGACCCUACAGUUAUCUCAAAUGGGACUCAGGACAUCCAGUUUCCACCCCAGGUCACAGCUGUGCUAUUAUUAAUGAUGCUGUACAGGACUCCUGGCAAAGUUCACUUUGCAAUAAGAAACUAGGAUACAUCUGUUACAGUAAGGGGGUCACAGAACCUCCUACUGCAGCUCCAGAGGCGGGACACUGUUCGAGCCCGUGGAUUCCUUACAGCGGUCACUGCUUCUACCUUAAUCGUAUUAAGAAAACCUGGACUGAUGCUCAGAGAGAGUGCCGCAAAGAGGGAGGAGACCUGGCAAGCAUCCGCAAUGUGGAGGACCAAAGCUUCAUGAUCUCUCAACUUGGUUAUGAGUCUACUGAUGAGCUUUGGAUUGGACUGAAUGACAGGAGGACAGAGGGACUGUUUGAGUGGAGUGAUCACUCUGUUGUCCAUUUCACCAGCUGGACUUAUGGUGAACUUUAUGACUCCGCUAAUGCAGAAGACUGUGUUCUCAUCAAAGGAGAGAAUGGAAACUGGGCUGACCGUAGGUGUGAGGAAAGACAUGGCUUCAUCUGUAUGAAGAGCAGCGCCUCCGAACCCUCUGAAGAUGAAGUGGAACAGAACAUAGGCUGUAAAACGGGGUGGAGGAGACAUGGCUCCUACUGUUACUUUGUAGGGACAGAGACCAAAACAUUUGAUGAUGCUAAAGAGGACUGCAAGGCCUCAGGGUCCUAUCUGGCUGAUGUCUCAAACGGAGUGGAUAAUGCAUUCCUUGUGAGCCUGGUGGGAGCAAGACCAGAGAAAUACUUCUGGCUCGGUCUCUCCAACCAGAAACACAUUGACAUAUUUGUGUGGAUGAACACAGACACUGUGAGGUAUACCCACUGGAAUACUGGAAUGCCAGGUCACCGACAGGGCUGUGUUGCCAUGAUGUCUGGGCUUCAUGCCGGGCUAUGGGAUGUGCUGCCCUGCACAAAUAGGACAAAAUACAUCUGUAAACAUCUGGCAGAGGGGGCUGUUGCAACGCCGGCACCCACAGUCGUUCCACUCCCAGCAUGUGCACAAGGCUGGAAGCGAGUGGGUUCAAGACAACACUGCUACAAGAUGUUUGAGGGUGAAUCUUACACCAAGAGGACGUGGUAUGAAGCAAGAGAUUUCUGCAGAACCAUCGGAGGAGACCUGCUGAGCAUCCACAGCUCUAAUGAGAUACGAGCGGAAUAUACAUAUGGAUCAUUCUGGAUUGGACUCAGCGCACCUGACCCAGUCACUGGUUUUGUAUGGAGUGAUGGAUCCCCGGUAAACUUCCAACACUGGCAGUCUGGAGAGCCAAACAAUAAAAAUAAUGUAGAAUCUUGUGUAGAAUUCUUUGUGCAUCAAGCAGACUGGAGUGGGUCUUGGAACGAUGUUCAAUGUGAAAAGCAGAUUGGAUGGAUGUGUCAGAUUCAGGCAGGUGUGACACCAAAACCACCUCCAGGCAAUGUUGUUAAAUUCAAUACAACCUCAGAUGGGUGGAUCGAAUGGAAUGAGAAUCAGUACUUGAUCAACCAAGAACUAAUGGUCAAUGAAGAAGCUCGUCACUUCUGCCAGCAGAGGCACGGCGACUUGGUAUCCAUCGAAAGUGAAGCUGAAAAUAUCUUUUUAUGGCAACAGAUACAAAGCAGUUCUACAUCUUUCUGGUUAGGUGCGACUGUGGAUGUUGAUGCAUCAUUUGAAUGGAUGGAUGGUUCUCAAGCCCUUUUUCAAAGGUGGGAUGAAGGUCAGCCUGCUUUGAAGAAUUUUGAUGAGAACUGUGGUGUCAUGACAACUUCUAUGGGGUUCUGGCAUGCCUUCAGUUGUGGGUUAGAGUUCGGGUCCAUUUGCAAACGCCGUGGUUUGGUGCAUGCCAACACCACUGCAGCACCCACAGUUCCCCCUGAAGGUGGCUGCCCAUCCCCGUGGAAAAAAUUUAAAUCAAAGUGUUACAACAUCAUUGACAAUGAGGCAUCUACAUGGGACCAAGCACGUAAACAAUGCAAAUGGAUGAACGGAAAAUUGGUUUCUAUACCCUCAAGACAUGUGGAAGUGUUUCUGAUUAAUCAAAUAAUGGCAAAACCUACCACCAACUUCUGGACUGGUCUAAAUAGUUUUGAAGGAGGUACAUAUUACUGGACAGAUGGGAGCAAGAGGUCUUACAUAAACCCAGAUUUAAUGAGGAAAAUCAAAGAGAUUCCAUUUGAGUUGAGAUGGAUGCACACCUUUAGAACAAUGGGCACCUGGGGGCCAUUUGACAUACAGAAUAAAUGUGUUGCUUUAAGUAACAGUCCUAAUGGCAGUGGGAUAUGGAAAGUAACGUCGUGCAAUGACACAAAUGGAUUUAUUUGUCAUCGAAAUGUUGACCCAUCUUUGAAAGACAUCCCUGAUCCAACAAGUCCUACUGACUACAUCAAAAUAUUUAAUGACUCGGUAAAGGUCGUGACCCAAAAAAUGAACUGGGAUGCUGCCAAGAAGCACUGUCUACUUGACGGUGCCAAGCUGGCUAGUCUACGAAAUGUGUGGACACAGGCCUAUGCUGAUCUGCAGGCUAUGAAUCUAAAGGCUCCACUGUGGAUUGGACUGAACAAAGACGAGAACAACGGCUACUUCCAAUAUACUGAUGGCUGGCAUUUGAAUGAUGCAAAAUGGGAUGUAGGAGAACCAAGCAGAGACAGACCGUGUGUGUUUGUGGAUGUGAAUGGACAAUGGAAGACCGCUCACUGCAACGAAACCAUGAACAGCCUUUGUCUGAAGUCCACAGAUGAACCACCACCAGAGAUCAAAGAUUUCCCAGGCGUAUGCCCUGAUAACCAACAAGGGGGGGACAUUUACUGGCAACCAUUUAAGGGUUACUGUUAUAAAUUCUUCACAGAGGAGACUGACUGGAUCCAUGCAUCUGCUAGCUGCAUCAGACAUGAUGCAAAACUACUCAGCAUUGAAGAUCCCUCUGAGCAAGAUUUCAUCUUCAACAGUAUCAAAAUGUUGGAUGAUUCUGCCCACACUGUUUGGAUCGGACUGAUAAGGAGUAAAAAAGGAGCGUGGUUAUGGUCGGACGGUACAGUAAUGGACUACACUAACUGGGGUGAAGGACAACCCAGUGAAUACAACAAUGCAGUGAUUGUACUUUCAGAUGGGAAAUGGAGGAGUGCCUUCCACUGGUUUAAUAAACCAUACAUCUGCAAAACACGCAAAGUGUUAAUACCAAAGCCAUCGCCUUCAACCACACAUGAGAAUCCUGUUCUUCGCCGCAGUCAUAUAGCUCUGGCAGCUGUCAUCGUUAUUACUGGGAUAGUGAUGGGGAUAUUCAUCGCCCUCUUCAUCUUCAAGAAAUCUGGUCAUCGCUUACCGAUCCCUGAGAAGUUAACCACAUUUGACAACCCACUCUUUUCAAGCAACAAGCAGUCAGAGCCGAACGUGGCUGAUACCAGUAAACUGGUAGACAAUGCAGAGGAAGACAACCAUCAGCCCAUUAUGACUAUAUGAAUGAAAAGGGGAGAACAGAAUCCAGUGGGGCACACCGAAUGAAUGAAUGAAUAAAUGAAUGAAUGAAUGAAUUUAUUUUUGGUUUUACAUCAAUCCUUGUAAUCAGUACAUUAAUUGUAAUAAACAUAAAAACCAAAAAAGGAAUAGGCUAG
Sphaeramia orbicularis (orbiculate cardinalfish) is the source of this 4527-nucleotide messenger RNA. RefSeq names its product macrophage mannose receptor 1-like. The coding region runs from base 50 to 4375 and encodes 1441 amino acids. The record is from RefSeq and is a predicted model, not a curated record. NCBI's taxonomy places the organism in Eukaryota, Metazoa, Chordata, Actinopteri, Kurtiformes, Apogonidae. The transcript is spliced from 32 exons.